This is a messenger RNA of Pogonomyrmex barbatus (red harvester ant), 3069 nucleotides long. It is a transcript of the gene Rop, whose product is annotated as Syntaxin-binding protein Rop. The record is from RefSeq and is a predicted model, not a curated record. Gene Ontology annotation, biological process: vesicle-mediated transport. NCBI's taxonomy places the organism in Eukaryota, Metazoa, Arthropoda, Insecta, Hymenoptera, Formicidae.
CACGGUGCACGUCGCCAUCUGGUGAACGGGCCGCUAGUCAGUCCUGUCAAAAUGGCGCUCAAGGCACAAGUCGGUCAAAAGAUUAUGAAUGAGGUGAUCAAGCAAAAGAAGAAGCCAACAGGUGGGGUAGAAUGGCGGAUCUUGGUGGUGGAUCAACUUGCUAUGAGGAUGGUAUCCGCCUGUUGCAAGAUGCACGAUAUCAGCGCUCAGGGUAUCACCCUGGUAGAGGAUAUCAAUAAGAAGCGUGAACCUCUGCCGACGAUGGAGGCUAUUUACCUUAUCACGCCUUGUAAUUCGUCGGUGCAAAAAUUGAUCGACGACUUCAGUAAUCCAACAAGAACCACUUACAAAGUCGCCCACGUAUACUUCACGGAAGCGUGCCCUGACGAGUUGUUCAAAGAAUUGUGUCACUCGCUGGUAGCUAAGCACAUAAAGACACUAAAAGAGAUCAACAUCGCUUUCAUACCGUAUGAAGAACAGGUGUUCUCAUUGGAUUCGCGUGAAACCUUUGCUUGCUUUUACGAUCCUUCUUUCUUCAAAGAAAGAUCAGCUAAUAUGGAGCGGAUUGCCGAACAAAUCGCGACACUCUGCGCCACUCUUGGGGAAUAUCCAUCAGUUAGAUAUCGCAGUGAUUUUGACCGCAAUGUUGAACUCGCUCAAUUGGUGCAGCAGAAAUUAGAUGCAUACAAAGCUGAUGAACCAACAAUGGGAGAAGGGCCUGAAAAAGCACGUUCUCAAUUAUUGAUUUUAGAUAGGGGAUUUGAUUGCGUCUCACCUCUGUUGCACGAACUCACAUUGCAAGCCAUGGCGUAUGACUUACUCGAUAUUGACAACGAUGUCUACAGGUUUGAGGCAACAGCAGGUCAAGAAAAAGAAGUAUUGUUGGAUGAAAAUGAUGAUUUAUGGGUAGAACUUAGGCAUCAGCAUAUUGCCGUAGUGUCUCAGAACGUGACUAAAAAUUUGAAAAAGUUUACAGAAUCAAAAAGAAUGCCACAAGGUGAUAAGCAGAGUAUGCGAGAUUUGUCGCAGAUGAUCAAAAAGAUGCCGCAAUAUCAAAAAGAACUGAGCAAAUAUGCCACGCAUUUACAAUUAGCCGAAGAUUGCAUGAAGCGUUAUCAAGGAAAUGUAGAUAAACUUUGUAAAGUGGAGCAAGACUUAGCUAUGGGUACUGAUGCUGAAGGCGAACGUAUCAAAGAUCACAUGAGGAAUAUCACACCAAUUUUACUUGACCAGACUGUAAAUCAUUUAGAUAAAUUACGCAUUAUAGCUUUAUAUGUUAUCAGCAAAAACGGCAUCACAGAUGAGAAUCUUAAUCGUUUGGUUCAUCACGCCCAAAUAUCUGUUGACGAUAAACAAACUAUUGUCAAUAUGGCAAAUCUUGGCAUUAAUGUUGUUGUAGAUAGUAAUCGCAAAAAGUUAUACACAGUACCACGUAAAGAAAGAAUUACAGAGCAAACUUACCAAAUGAGCCGUUGGACUCCAGUAAUCAAGGAUAUUAUGGAAGAUUCUAUCGAGGAUAAACUUGAUUCCAAACAUUUUCCAUUCCUUGCUGGACGUACAGCCAGUUCAGGAUAUCAUGCGCCAACUAGUGCACGAUAUGGACACUGGCACAAAGAUAAAGGUCAACAAACCAUCAAAAAUGUUCCUCGCUUGAUCGUCUUCGUAGUUGGUGGAGUAUGCUUUUCUGAAAUACGAUGUGCAUAUGAAGUUACAAAUGCAUUAAAAAAUUGGGAAGUUAUAAUUGGUUCAUCUCAUAUAAUUACACCGAAAUCAUUCCUGAGCGACUUGAGUAAACUGCACAUCUAAAUUAUUACAUAACUAAUAGAAGAGAUAACAUUCCCGAACUCCUAUUUUGCCAUUAGCUUCAAAUUCCAUCAGUACUACCAGUUAUGAAGCCAUAAAUGAUCUCGAAUGUGAAAUUAGAAUAAAUAACGAAUACAAAGUCAAUUCUUUAAGUGAGAGCGCCUCGUUCUGGGCAGAAAUGUCAAGCGAGUAUCCCGUAAUAUAGUUGCCAGCUGUAUAACAAUGAAAGUAUUCGUGUAUUAAUCGAGCACGAAGAGUCUUGAUCAGACCCAGUUAUCAAGUGCCUGCGCGAAUACAUUAAUCAUCGGAGAUCGUACGAAAUACUUUGGCAAUACUGAUGUAAAUUGCACGAAGCUGCAUAAUAGUAUUGAGCCUUUUGGUGGUAUUACAUAUAUCGAGGUAAUCGAGCCUCUAGUGAAGCCCUAGAGAUAUAUUCAUGCGCGUUAUAAAGUUCUUUGUCGAUAAUAAAGAAGGAAAUUUGAAGAAGAUCUAAAUGUAUUGUAGAGAAGGAUCGUAAUAUUCCUGUAUAUUUUUUGUUAUUAAUAUUUUGUUAUCUUUCUCUCGUUGAAACUUACUGUAUUCGAAUUGACAUUUUAAAUAUACAAUUGUCUUUGUUCACCAAACAUAUCUGUUCUAAAAACAGAUAGACAUCAAAUUUCAUCGUAAUUCACUUUAUUCUCUUCAACUCUAUUAUCAAUGUAACAGCGAUACAAAGUUAUUUAUUCAAUAUUAUUGAAUUUACUUAUUAAUGAUAUUGAAUGUAAAAUAAAACCGCUAGAUGUAUAUUGUCCGGCAGAUGUAUAUUGUUCUUCCUUUAUUAAUUUAUUUAUCUGUAGUUUCAGCAAAACACUCUUCAAUUAACAAAUUGCCAAUGCAGAUGCUACAUUUAAUGUAAUUCAUAAGUAUAUAACAUAUUCACGAUAUAUAAUGCUCUCUGACAAAUUCGAUUAGUAACUAUUUACUUCCGUUGAAUGUAAUACAGAUGCAAUUAUAAUAUAUCAAUGUAAAUGUAUGUGUAUCGCAAGAUCUUUCGCAAUUCGUUCUAUGAUUGUGAAGCGUUUUCUCUCGAUCAGAAGCUUGCACCUAUCGACGAAUAAGAUGAUGGUAAUAAUUAUUUAAUAUAAUGUCAAUGUUGCGAUCUACUAGUGGAGAGAUUAUUACAAAGUUAAAUGUUAUUUAUAGUUAAGUAUAUCCUGUUAUAUAUGUAUGUAUGUAGAUUAUAGUCUGAGCAGAAAUGUUCUACUCAUAAAGGCCUACGAUGCGCUC